AUGGAUGGCAAAGUGGAGGAGAAACUGGACGUAGAUGAGGAGGCAUACGACAUGCUCUUCAGCCCGGUGACCCCCUGGCCCUGUUUGUCCCUCGACUUCAUUCUGAACAAGCAUGGUGAAGGCCACCCCUCGGUAGGAGACGCCAAGAAGAAGGAGGGGGGAUGCUCCCCCGUGACGUACCCACUGCAGAUCACCUGCGUGGCGGGAAGCCAAGCUGCCAAGGGGAACCAAAAUGAAAUAUACCUCCUCAGGUGGGACAACCUGAACAAGCUCAAGGCGGGGGACGAGGAUAGUGAUGAGGAUAGUGACGAGGAUAGCGACGGGGACAGCGACGAACAUAGCGGCGAUGGUUACGGCCACGGCAAUGGAGGCUCCGCGCAAGGAGACUUGGUGAGGGAAAAAAAAGCAAACGGAGUGCACGCCCCUGAUGCGGGUCGCAAGAAGGAACAAGUUGUGUGUAAAUCGAUUAAGCACCCAUACGGAGGAUUAAACAGAAUAAAGACAUGCAAAAAAAUAAACUCCCUCAUUGCGACAUGGUGUGAGGAUAGUAAUGUAUACAUUUAUGAAUUAUCUGAGGAGAUGAGACAUGUUGAUGAGCGACCAUACAAUGAGGAGGUGGUGAACAAACCAUUACAUGUGUUCAACGGGCACACCACUGAAGGGUUUAGUUUAGACUGGAACCCUGUUCAUGCGGCGAAGCUUUUAAGUGGAGAUAAUAAUGGGCAGCUCUUUCUGUGGUUGCCUGACAAUAACGACAAGUGGGCUUAUGAAAAGUGCAACAUCGAGGUUGCUGCUGACCAAAGCGACGACAGGAGUGGAGGAAAGGGAAAAGGGAAAAAGAAACACAGCAUUGAAGAUGUACAGUGGGUUAAAGGAGGAAACGGGUUCGGCCAUGUGUUCGCCAUGUGCUCGUCCGAUAAAAGUGUGCGUAUAGUUGAUUCACGAGACUUAAAAAAUAAGAAAAAUGAAACGGAUGGAAGGAAUGAUUCUACACAAAUACAUAUAGCAGAAGCACAUGCAUCAGAUGUAAAUGUUAUAGCAUGGAAUGAAAAGGUUCCUUUUUUAAUUGCCUCAGGAGGAGAUGAUUCUGUCGUGAAGAUAUGGGACGUCAGGAAUGUGUCCACUUCUGUUGGUGCAUUAAAAUUUCAUAAGCGACCCAUUUCAGCUGUGUCGUGGGAUUGCCAUGAUGCUUAUGUGAUUUUGGCUGCUAGCCUAGACAAUUCUAUUUCCAUUUGGGAUCUGUCUGUGGAGACUGAGUCGUUAGAGUUUGGCCUGAGCAAGUACCCUGACCAACUUCUCUUCGAACAUUUGAACCAGAAGUUCAUCACAGAUGCCAAGUUCCACCCCCUCUACCCAGGCGUGGUCGUUUCUACGUCCAGUGAUAACUUUAACAUUUUUAAGCCCUGCAAUGUGUAG
This is a messenger RNA of Plasmodium fragile, 1416 nucleotides long. RefSeq lists its product as uncharacterized. Lineage: Eukaryota; Apicomplexa; Aconoidasida; Haemosporida; Plasmodiidae. The transcript has a single exon. Bases 1 to 1416 code for a protein of 471 amino acids. The record is from RefSeq and is a predicted model, not a curated record. Gene Ontology annotation, molecular function: protein binding.